CAGAUAUCCAUUGAUACGAUCAUCUUAGACAGGCUCCGCCAUAAUCGGCACAGUUCAACCGUAAUCGUCACAUUCCCGAGAGCAGCAUGGAGCUUGGUGCGAGUCUUGGCGCCGCCAUGCACUCCACGGCAAUGUGCUGGGCCGCGUCCGAGGGAAACCUGGAGGCGAUGCGUCGGCUGCGCGAGGAGCAUGGAGCCGACGUGAACGUUGCCGACUACGACAAGCGGUAGAGCACCAAUCUUUUCUCUCCUGCGUUGCUCAAAACCUCAGCUUUUCCCGUAUUUUCAAUUCAAAUUGUUAGAACGCCGCUGCAUAUCGCCGUGAGUGACGAGCAAUUGGAGAUGGUAGACUAUCUGUUGCAAUGUGGAGCCAACGCGGAGGCACUGGACCGCUGGGGGCGAUCUCCCAUCGACUGCGCCGUCGAGACGAAAAAUGUAGCCAUCUUACGGGUCCUGGAACGUGAAAAUUACGGUCGCAGGGGCAAAAUUUCGCUGCUCGAGGAUGGCAGCAAGUUGCCCUCAACUGACGAGACCGAGGGGUUGAGACGGUCAGUGGUGAAAUGCUCGAGGGCAACGUUGAAAUCGACUGACUUACUAAAUCUGUGGCAAACGCAGGAUCCAGUCCAAUGUUGACGUUUCCUCUUUCUUCCAAGCCGUGCAGGAGGGAAACACGGAGAAAGUCAAGCGCUCAUGGCUCAGCGGCAUGGAGGUGAAUGCGACAGAUGAGCUCGGACGCACCUCGCUGCAUGUAGCGGUGGAGAACGGACAAUUGGGCGUCAUUGAAUUGCUACUAUCUGCCGGGGUGAACACUAAUGUGGUGGACUCUCAAGGACGCUCCCCUAUCAGCAUAGCCCUGGAGAAGCAGCAAUUCGCCAUCGCAGAGAUGCUGCGAGCCCACCAGAAAAAGAAACUCGUAAAUCGCCACAUCAAGAGCAGCGAGGACGAACACAAUAUCGCACUAGCAUUUCGAGCCACCAAGCGAGGGGAUAUGGACAAACUCAAGCAAUUGGUCCCAGAAUUGGUACGACCUGAUAUGGAGGACUAUGAUCUACGCACGCUGCUACACGUCGCAAGUGCGGAAGGACAUUUGCAGAUUGCCAAGUAUUUGGUGGAUUGCGGAGCGAAUGUCAACUUACUGGAUCGAUGGGGCUCGUCCCCGUUAUCAGACGCUGUCGACUUUGCACAUAAUGAACUGGCCAAGUUUCUCAUUGCCAACCACGCUACCGAGAGCGGAUUCCGUGCGACAGUUGCAGUCGACCAUAUCGACAACGCGACGCUGGCUGGAGCGUUGGAGUUUACGCUUCGAGUUAUCACAAGGGAUCCGUGGUUGAUGGGCCAAGUGCACUGUCCGGUAUUGGACGAUGACAACAAUUGCGUGUUAGUGACACACAGUAUCUGGCAGAAAAACAAUUUAGCUGUUCAAAGACAGCAUAAAUCUGGAGGAAUAUUGUCUCCUAGGGCAUCUAAGAACCAGCCGAUCGAUACUGCAGCGUUGUGGAGCGAUGCUAUUCAGAAGUACCGCAAAGUGUCGUCCAUCAUCAUGAUUGAUCCCGGUCAGGGUCACAUCGGAGACGUUUUCAGUGGCCAACACCCGGAGUGGCUCGAUCUACACGCAGCCCAGCAGUCUCAGUUCUUUCUAUUGCCACACGCUCGACAAGCAGGCAUCCAAACGGUGGUAUCCGUUCCGAUGAUCUGCAAAAUGUCCACGGUGGCUGUGUUAUCGUGGUAUUCCGACCGCGUGCUGUCCGAAGAUCAGCACGAACUGCAGCGUAUCCAGCGCGUUGUGCGCUCCGUGAUGAUUCUGUCCACACUUCGCCAGGAUCUGCAAAGCGCUGCGUCUUCGAAGCUCGGCGUCGGACGCAUUCCUCGAUUCCAAUACUGCCAGACUCUGGACAAUGCAAUCACAACCAAUGGAGAGCUUACAGACUCGUCGAUUCAGCGCGAAGACUUGAACGUUUGUGACACAAUUCCACUAGCGCUAGAAUGGGGUUUAUUUGACAUGGUGGAUACACUGGCAACUUCGAUGAGUAGCGAAGAUCACGCUGCUGUGGUUCCGAUUUUGCAUUCUUUGGUCAUGCUGCUUCAGAAUGGACUAUUUAAUGAGGCAAUGCAUGAACAUGGUCACGGUGAAGCUGAUAAACAGAGCGAAGAUUCAUCUCUUAAGCGUGUGAUUGAGGAGUGUGAUGGCAAGAUCCGAACUAAGUGGGCAUUGCUGGGACAUCUCAAGUAUUAUUUGCAGUACCUGUAUACUGUGAGUCCCACAGAGGCGGAAUUAUUCUCUGACGUUCAUGAAUUAUCUCACAAUGUGGAGAGAUAUCUGAAAAAUCCAAGCGACGAUAAGGCGAAUGAUGAUAACGAAAGCUCUGGCAAUGACGAUAUGGAGAUUGAUGACGGCUCAGCGACAUCAACAGCUACAGAACCUGCACCCUCUGCCCCAGACUGCGUCCUGUGCAAGUACAAUGUCCCAGGACACAUCCAUCCUGGCCGAGAGCCGAUCCCUGCAACACCCGCUGCACCAAAACUGGCACCAUUCCACACGAAGACUUCAAAAUCUCCACACGGUGAGAAGUUGUUUGGACACGCAGAAAACCCCAAGUCUCCUGUAUACCGCCAGAUUGAACAGUUGUUGGAGAAACUCGAGACCGAGUACGAUGCUUUCGAGCGGAAGGCAGAACUGGCCGAUUGUCGCGACGGAGCGAAACCUGCCACAUUCACUUCGAGUGACUUGUACGAUGCCAUCGGCGCUGCCCACGAUACCCCCAUAACCCGAAGGAAUUCGACGGAUAACCCGCGUAAACAAUUGCUGGACGUCAUCAACGAGAUUAUGCAUGACACUUCGUGCGUAAUCACACGUGAGCAGCUAUUUGCAUUGCACAAGUGUCUACUCCCGGCUUCGAGCGGCCAGGCUGGCGUGCUGCGAACGGAUCUGGCUGUCGGAUACGCCUCUCCUCGGAUCUAUCGCGUGUUCAUCCCAGCUGGAGAGAUCGAGGACGCGUUGGACAAACUCAUCGAUACGCUUAACGAUACCAGUAACUGGGAGCAGCGUCCGCUGCUCUGUGCCUACUACGCAUUCGCAGUGCUAGUGUUCUACAUCCACCCAUUCCAUGACGGUAACGGACGUUGCGCUCGGCUGCUGGGCAAUUUGGUAGCCAAGAAGCUCGGCUUCCCUCCAUUAUUGCGCGCUGCCGACAAGACCAUCCAAGUGCCGGAAUUCCUGCAAAAGGCCAUCGUGACAAUGGAAAUCAUCCGCAAUAGCCGUCGACAGACUCGUCAGGCACGCAUGCUCUCCACACGCAGAGAGAACUCGUCCAUGUGGUUCUGAGCCGGCUAUACUUGUACUAGUCUUGCUGUACAGGGACUCUUGAGGUCCGAGGAAAACGUGUGCAAAUGAAUAUAUAUCGUUUCGAAAAUUUAAAGAUUAGGAUAUAGUGCCUGAAGGAAAGUAGAGAU
Molecule: messenger RNA, 3449 nt
Organism: Phytophthora nicotianae INRA-310
Lineage: Eukaryota; Oomycota; Peronosporomycetes; Peronosporales; Peronosporaceae
Exons: 6
Coding region: 703-3321 (872 amino acids)
Cellular component (GO): cytoplasm; nucleus
Molecular function (GO): protein binding
Source: RefSeq, a predicted model, not a curated record